UGAUGUUGCAUGACUUUGAGAGAAACACUACCAACGUGUCCAAGAUGUCGAAGCAACCGAAUCUCGGCACGCUACUCAUUCAACCCCGAUUCCGGCCAUCUUUGUCCAAUCCACGGCGACGCCUCCGCGUAUAAAGUAAUCCAGGCACCGUGGCGUCGUCACACUUCUAUCCAUAAACCCAUUGACCAUGCUUCAAUUCUCGAACCCAUUCUCAACCACCUCUACACUUGUGUAACCUAUGAUUCAACUACUCUCACACCGACACACUGCCCUCAACAUGGCUACACCACCCUCCAACCCCCCCGCCCCCUUCUACACCAUCAACGACGUCCGCACCCGCCUCCAAUCCCACUUUCUCAACACCGACCCCAGCCUCCACCCUUCGCGCUGGGACGACCUCUGGAAAACCCAGGACUUCCUCCCCUGGGACCGCGGCACCUGGAACCCCGCGCUCGCCGACGUGCUCACCACCCAAACCGCCCUCCUCGGCACCCCGAUCACCGUCGACGACACCACAGACGUCAAGCGGCGCAAGCGCGCGCUGGUCCCCGGCUGCGGCAAAGGCUACGACGUGCUGCUGCUGGCGAGCUUCGGGUACGACAGCUACGGCGUCGAGGCGUCUGAGAACGCGGUGCGGGCGUGUGAGAAGUAUGCGGUGGACGCGGCGGAUGCGUACUCGGCGCGGGAUACGGAGGGGGGGAGCGGGAGUGUGAAGUUUCUGUAUGGGAAUUUCUUUGGGGAUGAGUGGGUGGAGGGGGUGGAUGGAGGGUUGGGGGAUGGGUUUGAUAUAAUCUACGAUUACACGGUGAGUUCUGGCACGCCCAUUCGAGUUCGCGAAAGGAUGGAGCAGUGUGACGGGUGGUUGUGUGCUGACUUGUUGUAUUUGUUGUAGUUCCUAUGUGCUCUAUCGCCCUCCCUUCGGCCGUCCUGGGCAGCAAGAAUGUCGCAGCUUCUUGCUCCUACAGCUCGCCUGAUUUGCCUCGAGUUUCCGACGCAUAAGAGUCCUUCGUCUGGGGGCCCGCCGUGGGCGUUGCCACCGGUGGUGUAUGAAGAGAUUCUAGCAAGGCCGGGCGAGGAGGUAGCGUAUGAUGAGGAUAUGAAUGUAGUGGUUCGGAAGCCAGUAAGGGACAACGAGAGAGCGUUGGAGCGGGUAGCGCACUGGCAGCCGGAGAGAACGCACGAAGCUGGGAUAGGCACCGAUUGGGUUAGCAUAUGGAAGCAUAAGUACUGAUGUUGCGGUGACCUGCGAAUGCUGGUAUAGGGCGGAGAUAGCCUGGUAUCAAAAGCUUCAGGCCGCUUUCCGCAGCGAGUUAUAAUGCUCGCCCAAUCCAAAAUUGUGAUGGUAGUACCCUAACCAAAUCACUUUCUUG
Mytilinidion resinicola is the source of this 1370-nucleotide messenger RNA. RefSeq lists its product as uncharacterized. The transcript has a single exon. The coding region runs from base 278 to 892 and encodes 204 amino acids. NCBI's taxonomy places the organism in Eukaryota, Fungi, Ascomycota, Dothideomycetes, Mytilinidiales, Mytilinidiaceae. The record is from RefSeq and is a predicted model, not a curated record. Gene Ontology annotation, molecular function: thiopurine S-methyltransferase activity.